Molecule: messenger RNA, 558 nt
Organism: Aspergillus japonicus CBS 114.51
Lineage: Eukaryota; Fungi; Ascomycota; Eurotiomycetes; Eurotiales; Aspergillaceae
Product: non-canonical purine NTP pyrophosphatase
Exons: 6
Coding region: 1-558 (185 amino acids)
Biological process (GO): nucleoside triphosphate catabolic process
Cellular component (GO): cytoplasm
Molecular function (GO): nucleoside triphosphate diphosphatase activity
Source: RefSeq, a predicted model, not a curated record
AUGCUAACUCUCACCCUCGUGAGCGGGAAUAGACACAAGAUCUCCGAGCUCAAUGCAAUCUUAGGAAGCUCAGCCAUCUUAAACUCAAUCGACCUCGAUCUGCCCGAGAUUCAAGGCUCCGUGGAAGAAAUCACCCGAGAGAAAUGCCGUGUGGCCGCCGAGAAGAUCUCUGGUCCGGUCCUAGUCGAGGACUCGGCGCUCGAGAUGCAUGCUUUGAAUCGCAUGCCGGGACCUUAUGUCAAAGCGUUUGUAGAUAGCGUUGGAAACGAGGGUCUCUACAAGAUGGUUGCUGCAUUUGAGGAUAAGACCGCAGAAGCCGUCUGUACCAUAGGCUAUUCCUCAGGCCCUGGGGCCGAGCCGAUCCUCUUCCAGGGGAGGCUAUUGGGCAAGAUAGUCCCUCCGAGGGGUAUCUCCUCAUUCGGGUGGGAGCCUAUAUUCGAACAUGGUGAGGAGACAUUGGCCGAGAUGGAUGUGGAAAAGAAGAAUGGACUGUCCCAUCGAUUUCACGCCGCGCAGAAGUUGAGCGAGUGGUUGAAGCAGAAUAAGCGGACAUUGUAG